GAACCCUCCAUUCUUCUAUUUUUGGAUCAACCAUUUCAGCCCCAUUACCUUUUUCUCUGCACUGAUGCAGCAAGCAACGGCAUUUUGACCCAGACUGGUUCAGAUAUCUCCAAGCUACUUGCUUGUGCCAUCCCGCGUCCAAAAACCAACCGUCCCUGAUCUUGGCAUCGGUUGAUUUUGUUUGACAAGGGCAUAGUCGUCGGGAGCUCCCCCGUACAAGUACCAACGGUGCUGCUCCCCUCAUCUCGGACCAGGUCAUCUACUACAUAUUUUUCGCGUCCCAUCCGCCACAGCACCACUCCUUCUCAACCGCGAGCCUGGGCCCUGCGUUUCUAUUUUGGAUUCGGCCAUCCAGCCUUUAAAGAGACCUUACCUUCCUUUCGGAUACACUUGUUUUUACUGUCGCCGGUCGUCAAACAAGCCAUAGCAUCACGCUCACACACACGCCCUCGGCGACGCUCACGAUCGCCGGCUAAGAGAUUCUUCAGUCACCGACCGUCUGCGCCCAGACGCACUGACUGGAGCUACAGCCAUCUCCGCCUGGAGACACUUCACCAGCCUAGACAGGCAUUUGUUUUUUUUCUUUCUCUCUUUUUGUUACACAUAGCGACCACCUUCGCGAUUAGUCUCCAAGAUGGGUCGCAGGAAGAUUGAAAUCAAGGCGAUAAAGGAUGACAGAAAUCGCUCUGUCACCUUUUUGAAGCGCAAGGGCGGUCUUUUCAAGAAGGCACACGAGCUUUCCGUCCUCUGCUCAGUAGAUGUCGCCGUCUUUAUCUUUGGUACAAACAAGAAGCUAUACGAAUACUCAUCGGGUGACAUGCGGGAGCUUAUUACGAGAUACACAUACCACGGCGGCGCAACCGAACACAAGGGCCCUUCUGACUUCAACGGUGGCGAUGACGAUGACGAUGAAGAGGGAGACGGUACGCCUCCUAUCGAUCAACCCAUGGAUGCGCACAUGAUGCCUCCCCAUUUCCAAGGCCAAGCACCCUUCCCACCGCACGUCAUGAGACAUUAUACACCUUCAGCCUCGCCUCCGAUACAAAACGGAGUUCCAUUCCCUCAGCAUGGACACGCCGUGCCUCGUGGCCACACACCGCAGCCCCAGAUGCUUUCUAGGCCUGGCUCUCGAAACGAUGUGCGACGAAUGGGCCAACCGAUGGGUCCCCAAGGAAGCCCACCAGUGAAUGGUUUCGGUUUUGGUCAACAGCAAAGCAUGUAUGGACCCCCGAAUACGACCAUGCCGCCUCAUAUGCCACCGCAGAUGGCUCCCGGGCCGCCGUUCCCCUACCCUCAGCACCCGCAACACCCACCGCACCCACAGCACCCACAGCAACCACACCAACCACACCAGCCUCAGAUGCAACCGCAGUUCAUUGAAGACGGGAGGCGCGCUACCAUGCCAGCCAGCUUUCCUCCUCACCCGCCACCACCACACGGACCAAUGGGCAUGCACAGGCAUUCUGUUUCUCCACCGCAACAGCAUCCUCACCAUGUUCCUCAGCUUCCUCCUCAGCAACCACCGCCACCACAGCAACACCCUCACUCGUCACCGCCACAGCCUCAACAUCAUCAGAUGCAGAGCCCGCCCGAGCCUAUGGUCAAGUUUGAGUCACCGCAGCAAAUCGAGCCACCGCAACAACAGCAAUCGGAGCCACAAGAGCCUCGUCCGGAGCAGCAGCAGCCGUCGCAAUCUCAGGAGUCCCAGUCGGAGCCUGCACGCUCGCUUCCUCCGCCACCACCCCCAUUGGAAGUCAAGACAGAGCUUGCACCGCCAGCGCAGCCCGGACGUAUUCCACAGCCAUCGCUAUUGGAUACUGCAGUAAAGAAGCUCCCGCGACAGAAGCAGCACAGCAUCUUCACGCCCAUCGACGAGAAUAGGUCUAUCCUCAGCCAACAUCUGGCAGCUUUCCACGCCGAGCCGAGCAAGUCGAAAUCCAGUCCUCCUCACCGUUCCUCGUCCGUUGACGAAAGUACAAGCAAUUCGAGCGAGGUGUCGCGCGGUAAAGACAAAGAUAUCGCUUCAUCUCCCCCGCUGUUGAAGCGGGCUGAUCCCCGUGCCUCUAUCUCAUCUGCAUCAUCAAACUCUGAAAGUGCACCCGCACCGCCCUCGCGGUCCAACAGUCUGCGAGCUGGUCCUCCACGACCUCGCCUCAAGGUGCAGAUUCCCGACGAACAGUCAGAGGAUGGCAGCGGGAGCGCUACAGCUGAGUCUGCUUCAUCGGCGCAAGGAGGCGCCUCAACAGAUGCCACUUCACAAUCGACGCGUCAAAACGACUCGCACUCAUCCACCAACAUGGUUCUGCCGCCGCCAUCACCAUCAGCCACAGCUCUGCUUUCGGCUGGUGCAACAGGCCCGCCAAACCCAUUUGCACCCAAGCGCCCACCUCAACACCCGGCUCCUGGUUUGCACAUAGACACACCAGUAUCUGCGUUGCCAUCCCGAUUCCUCAACAAUGAGUUUCUUCCCAGUCCUUCAAGCUUCUACCCAGACUGGAACUUCCGCGGUGGGGACAACAACACACUGCCCAGCCCGCUCAACUUUGCUACUCCUGUUGUCGGUACAGGGCCUAGCUUCCUGAGGGAUGAAGGUGCAGGCGGUGGUCUCAAGCGGAAGAGCCCCGACAACUUGAGCAUACACGGGCCAAUCUCGGACAACCCUCUUGAGGCUGGAAAUGAGCCAAAAAGGGUCAAGGUAGACUCUUGAUUUACAACUCGACUCUUUUGCUUAAGGUUAUCCUCCACUUUUCCCACUUCAAAUGUCUAUAUUCAUUAAACUCUUUUUACCCUACUCCGUUGAGAACAAUGACCGAUACGCAUAGAAUGAGAUCAACAGUUUGGCCUUGUUAGGGGCGGCGGCCUUUGUUCUCGCACAUAUACCACAUUCACGCUUUAUUUUUUUAUUCUUUUUUUUCAUGCUCUUAUUUCUUCUCUUUUCCUUAUCUUAUUCUUGUUUACACUGCUUUGUUUGAAGAAUCAUUAUUAGUGGCGUUGGAUGACUCGAAACAUUCGUUGGUUUUACUUCUGGGGGAGUUGGGGUGUGAAUCAACGAUGACAUACAAGAUUUCCUUCGUCAUCUCUUUUAUCUCAGUACGGCUGUUCUUUCUUUUUUUUGUUUUUUUGUCUUUUUUUCUUUCAUUUUCUCGAAAGGGAAAUAAGCAAAUGCAUUGCACGGGGAAACCGGUUCAGGAUACCAUUGGACGUUUGAGCCUGGGUGGGUUGGUUCUUUGUUGUUUUGGGAUCUCUUUACUUAUUAAUCUAGAGGCUUGGUGUGGAAUUUGUCUUUCAAAAUUUUUAUCAAUUUUUAGUUGCAAUGUUCAAGCUUGGUGUUGAU
Molecule: messenger RNA, 3334 nt
Organism: Pyricularia grisea
Lineage: Eukaryota; Fungi; Ascomycota; Sordariomycetes; Magnaporthales; Pyriculariaceae
Exons: 3
Coding region: 635-2707 (690 amino acids)
Biological process (GO): positive regulation of transcription by RNA polymerase II
Molecular function (GO): protein dimerization activity; RNA polymerase II cis-regulatory region sequence-specific DNA binding; DNA-binding transcription factor activity, RNA polymerase II-specific
Source: RefSeq, a predicted model, not a curated record